Messenger RNA from Mobula hypostoma (lesser devil ray), 1415 nucleotides. It is a transcript of the gene polr1e, whose product is annotated as RNA polymerase I subunit E. The annotation marks the transcript as partial. Gene Ontology annotation, molecular function: DNA binding. The record is from RefSeq and is a predicted model, not a curated record. Gene Ontology annotation, cellular component: RNA polymerase I complex. NCBI's taxonomy places the organism in Eukaryota, Metazoa, Chordata, Chondrichthyes, Myliobatiformes, Myliobatidae. The transcript has 12 exons. Gene Ontology annotation, biological process: RNA polymerase I preinitiation complex assembly; transcription elongation by RNA polymerase I; DNA-templated transcription.
AGGCACGGACUGGGUUGCGUUGCGUCUCGCCUCGUUGGCGGAGAGCUGGCGAUUGCCGCAAUGGCGGCCCACGUUGUGUGGAAGUACCGGGACAACACAGAGCAGGGAUCGGAGCAGUGGGCCACCCUCGUUCAGUUUUCCAAUGGAAAGCUUACAAAUUCAGAAAAUGUGGGAUUUCGACUACAUAAAAAUAUUCAUAAAAAUAAUCCCCGGAAGAAGCAUCAACUGAUCUUGUCUGCUGAAACAGACAGGCUGACGUACGUUGGAAAUAAUUUUGGACAAAGCGCUCUCAAGUGUAACUCACUAUGCAAGUAUUUUGUUGGCGUGUUAAAUAAAAGUACUGGGAAGAUGGAAGUGCACAACGCUCAGCUGUUUAACAUGCAGCCCUUCUUUCCUGGUGAAUCUGUGACUGAAGAAAAUACCAAUGAGAAGCAAUUCUCUUAUCGUGAGAAGGUGGACUCCCUUAUUGAAGCGUUUGGUACCAUCAAGCAGAAACAUGCCCUGAACUCUCGCAGAUUGAAUCAGGUUGGGAAUGAGACAUUGCAGGAGGCUGUGGCCAAAGCAGCAGAAAACAUCAUUGAUAAAAAAGGAAUCUCAGCUUUGGCCAAUGAAUCAUCUCAGUUUGAGUCACAGGACACAUCAGUCUUUCUUCCGCCUUGCCAUGCCGAUGCAGACAAGCCUGAGGAUGUUUACAGGUUUGAGGACAUCAUUUCAACUACUGAGUAUCAAGCAAUCAAGCCAUACUGCGAACCACUGAAGGUUAGCACUGCAGAAGAAAUUCAUCAGUUGACACAAACUGGCAACUACUCAACUUUUAUUCUGGAAUCACUUAAAUCAUUACCUCAAGAUGAGGAAAGUCGUGAUCAUAAGAUUCACUGCCUGUUUUAUCUUCAGAUUCUGAUCAAAUUACACAACUUUAAAAAGCAUGAAUUCAAGCACAAAGAUUCCCUUGGGAGUGAUGUUGCAGAUGUUGUAAAAAACAGUUUGAUGAAAAAUUUCACCGUAUUGACUUACAACAAUGGACGUGUGAAAAAUACAAUCCCAGUCUCCAUGAAAGCUAAGAUAGUAGCAUAUAUUAUUGCAUUGGCUUUACACAUUCACAAUUUUCAAAUUGACCUCACGCUCCUGCAGCAAGAUUUGAAAAUCAGUGAGAACAAAAUUUUGGACAUUGCAAGAGCGAUGGGUUUAAAAGUUGGAAAGACAAAAGUGAAUAUUUCUGGUGGUGUUGCAAAGGACCAUAAAAUGGCUUCUCUUUCAUUACCAUUGGUGGUGCAAAGUAGAACUCGUAGGAAAAGAAAGAAAAUGACGUAAAAAAAAAACCAAUAUAAUUCAAUUUGGAAACACGAGGGAAUCUGCAGAUGCUGGAAAUUCAAGCAAUACACACAAAAAUGCUGGUGAACACAGCAGGCCAGGCA